UUAUAUUUGUUCCCAUAGGCGCGAUUUUUCUUCUACGUAUUUGAUGAUAUCACGUUUACUCGAAUUUUUAGUAAAUUCCUACCUCCAGCCUUAUUCCUGCGUGCAGUGAAAUAUAGGACGUUUAGCGUUCGGUAAAGUUUUGAGGUUAAAAUGCUUGUCACAGACAGACCGAUGGGCAGCAUCUUCAUGUAAGUUUUAAGACUCAACGAAAAAGACGAAACGUAUUGCAGUUUCUUUGCUAAGGACAAAGAAAGUUAAGGAAUAACAAAAUUCAAGCGCCUUGACAACUGCGUGAUGUCUGGAACGUGAUCUACUUUGUCUGUAUCUAUGCAGCCAACUACGACGGUAGCUGGAAAGGGCGAUAGGAUGCGAGGAAAGCCUCAGGAAGUUCUAACUCACGGAAAAGGGGCACCCACCCUAGGCGACUGAGCCAACCCCUACCAUUAACAUUAACCGAGCAUAUACAGGGUGUUUGCAGAAGCAUUACCGAUCAUUUAAAAAACAGUGAUUCGGCUUUUCUUUAUUCCGGGUUCGUGUCGUGCAGACUGCACACACUGACCAACCUUUUGGCAUUAAUUUACAAGGUAUACAAUUUUGAAGACCGAAAGAGUAUCGUUGAGACGAAUACAGGAUCAGAGUAGUCAUACUUGGGAUAGCAAGGAGUGGCGUGCAGUGGAGUGGAGUGGAGAGGCGUAAACUCCUGGAUACCCGUCGAGCCGUAGAACAAGGGGAUGCUGGAGAGAUCCGUCUAGAGGUCGACGGAAGGAUUGGUAGAUAUAACGAGGAGAAAGGUUAUCCAAGACGAUGUAGGUAAAUACGUGCAGAGAGUACACGAAAGAGUAACAGUGAAGAAAGAAGAGGGACGAGGAGAGCAACGACGGAGAUGACGUACAUAGAGAAACCACACGUUGGCGACUACAUAGCAGAGAAAGUCGACAGACAUGUGGAGGUUGGUAGACCGUGUGUGUAUAUAGAUAUAGGAAGGUGGCUGUGGCAUUUGGAUGGGUAAACGGAGAUCCUCCCUACGGAUGAUCCCGCCUCUAAGGAGUCCUGCGUCGAGCCUGAACCGAGAACGAAGUAGGGGGUGAAAACAGGCUGGGCGCAACGGGCCCGGCGCAGGCUCCGAUACAGCCAAUCGUCGGACCGCGACUGAUAACGCUGCCAAAUGUGCGUCCGUCGCCGUGGCCGGGUCCGCGGGUCCACGCGCUAACACCAUCUCACCCCGUUUACACGGAGCGGCAUCGUCCUCAGGCAUUCCGGGCAUUCUACCUCGACCGAGUCCUUCAUCCGCCUCCAUAGUCCUGCCGUCGCGUCUCCUCACGUUUCCUUAACUUGCGCGGACGUGACGUUACCGUGGAGUGGAUCGGUAGCUACUAUUAUUUAUUAUUUACCCUCACCCUAGCCAACACUCUCUCUUUCUCUAUUGCGUACUACUUGUCGACUGCUCGCGUCAUCUUCUCCCGGGUGCUCAUUUCGUUUUUACCACCUUCUUAUAUCUAUCCUACACACGUGUAUACAAGCUUGCUUUUUUUAUUUGUCUCUCCUUAUUUCAUUAUUCUUCUUUUACGUUUUGUAUAUCCAUUACUUCCUGGAGAACGGACAAGACGGAACGGGGAUCUGGACAGGAGGCUGCAGCAGCGCGGGAGCCCGCACUGACGGGGCAUUUUGGUGAUGUACGACAGCGCUAGCUGUUCGUACGCAGGUGCGCUCGAUCUAAAAGGACCGGGUGGAGCCGGUGCCGGAGCCGGGGCUGCGGCCGCGGCCGUGGCCGUCUCCGGGACUGGUGUCAAGCAGGAAAAUUGGCCUUACCGGGGUCUGGCGUGCGGCAGCACGUUUCAGCAGCUGAAGCAAAGUGUCGAAAAGGCCAAGCAGGCCCUUGCUGAUCGCGGUGGCUAUCUUGCUGGAGCAUUUUCACCACCACCGCGCGCCAACCCUUCCGCCAUUUCGCCAACAGCUUCCAUCACUGAUGCCAGCAGUUCGUAUAAGGGAGGCUGGAGUCACGCCGCGUCACCUGCCCCUGGACAGGGAUACGGGAGCGGCCUGUCGAAAUCAGCACUGGACACGCAUUCCCACCUCAGGCAGCCUGAUCCAUACCAAAUGUUCGGUGCGACAAGCAGUCGCCUCGCUAGCUCAGGUUCUGGUCAGAUUCAACUUUGGCAAUUUUUACUUGAACUCUUGUCCGACUCGAGCAACGCAGCCUGUAUCACGUGGGAAGGUACCAAUGGCGAAUUCAAGUUGACGGAUCCUGACGAAGUUGCGAGACGAUGGGGCGAAAGAAAAUCAAAGCCCAAUAUGAAUUACGACAAACUCUCUAGAGCAUUGAGGUACUACUACGACAAGAACAUCAUGACGAAGGUCCACGGGAAACGUUACGCCUACAAGUUCGACUUUCAGGGUCUCGCGGCGGCGACGCAACCUGCUGCUGCCGAUCCUGCGGCUUAUAAAUAUCAGAGCGAACUCUUCAUGUCGGGAUACGGACACGCCAAGUUGAAUCUAAUGCCACCACCGGCGGCAUCGGUUUCCGUUUCCGUCCCUGGCGGACUCUUCCAGUCGGCAUCCAGCUACUGGUCCAGUCCUGGUGCGAACCUCUACGCCGGUCAUCAUACAGCCUCUGGACACGUUCCGCCUCAUCUCGGCACGUACCCACACUACGCAUGACCCACCGCCGAACACUGGGGUGCCCUGGGGACACCUCGCUGAGACACAACCUGACCCUGAUCGUCGUGCACCCGUGUACUCGUACCUAAGUACUCUUGUGCUGUGCUACACCGUGCCAUUCUUGUACAAGUUAAACCCGUGACCAGUUAUGAGCCGCGAACGAAUCCUUUUUUUUUCGGGGAGCCCAUUAUUGUCCCUUUGAACCUUGUAUACCCCCACACUCCCUCGAACCCCCCGAACUCUCUGUCAUAAUUGUUUCGACCCUUGUUCCUUUAUCUAUACCAUCUUGGAAGAAUCUUACGAAUCAGAUAAAUCGGAAACACGGUGGCGUUAUCGAACUCUUUCGAGCGGAUACGACAAUGCGUUACGCAGUGUAAGAACGUUGUACAUAUAGAAUGAUUGUACUCGCAUACGGGUGAAUCCCGGAGUACGCGUGUGGAUAUAUGGACAUCGACUCGUGAGCCGACGGGGUGUCCGAUGAUGAACUUCAGAAUCACUGUGCAUCGUCCUGGAUCAGCCGUCGGUACGCGUAGUAGGUUUAAGGUAUAAAUAAUGCGUGUAUUAUAAAGUCUUUUAACUUAUUUGUUAUAUCGGGUGCGUUUGUCAAGCAUCUGGGUGAUGGUAAUUCUGCGAUCGAUUAUUGUUAUCCAAUUGACGUCAUUUUGCCUGUUUUUUUUUUAGAGUGCGAAGGAAAAAACAAUUAAUUUUUUGAUUUCAUUGGAAGUGGGAUUUAUCGAAGUUAUUUGGUAUCUGGAUCAAAUUUUGGAAGACUUGUGAUUCUCAUGUAUAAUCGAGAUUUGUAUAUAAUGGGGUAUGGGUAUGGGGUCUGUUCUAGGAGUAACCUUUUCUCUUGUGGAUGAUUACUCGGAUGCUGUGACUGCGCGAUGAUUAAAAUGUACCUCUGUCGAUGAAACGUAACUCCUAAGACGUAUAUUGUACCAUACCACUCAAUAAGAUGUAAGCAGUACGAUAAAAUUAAUUAUUUAGCACUGUAUCGGUGUUCCACUAGACCAGUUAGCAAUCAGUUUUGGAACGGAAAUUGUCUGGUACAUCGUUUCUAAACUGGUUCUGUGAAACACUGGCCAGCGACCGAUGUAGAUAGAGUGUUUUCAUGUGUAGCGUUAGGCGUUUAGAGAAUCUAGUCCUAGAGCGAGAGAAAGUGGAAAAUUGAAAGAGUGAGAGUCAACGAGAAAGUGAGUGCGAAUGAAUUUUAAAUGAGCGACGAAUGCAAUAGAGAGAAAGAGAGAGAGGGGGGGGGGAUGAUUAAAACAAAAAAUGCAUGUGUCCUCCGGAAUUUUCAAAAUAAUUUCAACACAGGACACCAGUGACGCAACUGACGCCGACGCCAGGAAUGACCAGGGUGAGAGUGAUGAUGACGAUGAAGACAGUUAUAAUGAUGAUGGCGAUGAUGGAUGAGCAAGGAUGGCUGAUUCUAAUAUAGGCUACGAUAGGUUAGGUAGAUAAGCGACCCCCCUUUCUAACAGCGAGAAACGGCAAAAGGUGUAGGAGGGCCGCUGUUGUUGUUCUUGUUGUCGUGCGCUUGUAUUAAAGUCGCCAUGUUCUAAUUAAACGGGCCGACGGGGUUGUAUCAGUCGUCGGCAAAAUCAAUGUGCUUUGUGUUGGGGCUGUAGAAUGUAAACGAAAUGCCCAGACGUCGGUGUCGGUGGUGGCGGCGGCGGCGGUGGCGUCGGCGUUGGCGGGAUACUCUUGCCGUCGGUUGGCGAAUUGCUCGGGUUGCCAUGGAGAACCCUUGGGGUAUCCUGGCAGAGAGGCGGGACCAACGGGAAACCCCUCUUUCGGGAAAUUCGUGGCGUCGCUGAAACUGCUGUGCUGCAGGAGCUUAGCCCUGGCUCAGCUAAUCGAUUCUGCUACCAAUCAGCGCCCGCGCUCUCCUCCUUUGGUUCUCCACUCUUUUCUCCUUCACUGGAGGUGACCUCCUCCCUCCAUCCUCGUACAACUAUAGCACGUACCACUCCUCACCCUCUUAUUCUCUCCUAUAUAUUAUGUGCGACCUUCUUCUACCUCGACUUAUACUUUGGUAUCUACCUAUCUCCACCUACCUUCUACUGCCACAUCGACCCUCCAAAACCUCCCCCCUCGGCAAGACCUUUCUACCAAUACACCCUUUAGCCUACCGGAUCCGCCAUAUCUACUAUGAAUUUUACUAUUGCUCUUAUCUCCAUUUACCUUCGUCAGACUACGUAGACAAGGUCUGCGUCUUGUUGCUCUAUAGAUCCAUCAUCGAGUUACGUUCCUGGCUUCUUAUUCUUAAUUACUCUUCUUUGUUUCGGUUAUUUAAUUCAACGAGAAUUUAGUCUAGCAUCGAUCCAGUUGAACAUUCUAUUUUUACCCGUUAACAAAGUCUGUGUCUUCCGGUUAAUAAAAAUUACUGAGUGUAAUCAUUACUUUAAUAUUCUGUGAAAAUAAUUAAAUGUCACGCAGGAAUAUUCAGAGAUGAAAUUCCGCUAAAUAUCCUUGUGAUCUCAACAAGAUGACAAUAGAUACUGAAAUGUUGUAAUUGCCAUUAUUUAUUUUUCACCUCUUCCGCUCAAACAUUUUUUUUAGUAUUAUAUAUGUAAAUUGUUAAGGUAGUCAUAUAUUUCUAUGAAUAUUGUAAUCUAUAAAUACUAUGAUACGGACAAUUA
This is a messenger RNA of Cephus cinctus (wheat stem sawfly), 5303 nucleotides long. It is a transcript of the gene Ets65A, whose product is annotated as transcriptional regulator ERG homolog. The transcript is spliced from 9 exons. Gene Ontology annotation, biological process: regulation of transcription by RNA polymerase II; cell differentiation. NCBI's taxonomy places the organism in Eukaryota, Metazoa, Arthropoda, Insecta, Hymenoptera, Cephidae. The record is from RefSeq and is a predicted model, not a curated record. Gene Ontology annotation, molecular function: DNA-binding transcription factor activity, RNA polymerase II-specific; sequence-specific DNA binding. The coding region runs from base 1672 to 2658 and encodes 328 amino acids. Gene Ontology annotation, cellular component: nucleus.